GCCAAGUGCGUAGGAUAACUCCUACCACCCCCUACAGCAACAGAAUGGAAUAAUCUGCUAAGUCUACAAGAAGAAGCAACAACGGUGAGUGUGCUUCAGAUACAAGGAAGCUAUUGAUUAUAAAAGACUAGGACCAUGUAUGUUACUGUACCAAAGUGAAGACUAACAUGGCACGAAAUGAUCCACUCACACAUCUUCAGUCGGACACGAAAGACAUUGAGAAACAGAAUCUGUCCAGUGCUACCAGUUCCUUGCUUCUCAAUGAAACGGAAUUGGCUCUUACUUAUGUCUCGGUUACUCUUAUAGGAAUUAUCAUCAUUACAGGCACCACAGGAAACAUACUGGUUAUUCUGGCUGUGAGAACCUCCAAGAAAUUACAGACUCCUUCCAAUAUUUUUAUUGUCAACCUCAGUGUAGUGAACCUGCUGUUUGACUUGGGUGUGUUACCAUUCCAUGCUUACACCAAUAUUCACAAAGCAGCUGGAAUAAGCCCAUUACUAUGCAGACUUGUGGCACUUGUAGACUAUGCAUUAACAGGUACAACCAUUAUGACAAUCAUUUUAAUUGCUUAUAACCGUUACAAACUUGUGGGAAACUACCACAGAUAUAUCGACCAUUUCAACCAAAUCAACAUUGCAGCAAUGUUAAGUGUUGCAUGGUUGUUGCCAUUGCUGUGUCUGCUGCCGCCAUUAUUAGAAGUUUGGGGAAAAUUUGGUUACGUGGAGAGACUAGCAACGUGCAAUCUAUUUGAGGACAAACAGUAUUUCAAAGACAUUUUAUUGUUGCUACGCACUCUUGUGCCAAGCAUAAUAAUCAUCUACUUUUACAUAGGGAUCUACCAAGCAUCUAAGGCCAGCCACCUAAGAAUGCCUUCUUUAAAGGAUUCCAUUAAUUCACAGCAGCGAGAACGAAAUGAGAAACGAAUGACCAAGAUGAUGUUAACGAUUAUCUCCCUUUUCAUUUUAUUUUACUUCCCGUGUACAAUCACUGCUAUAAUAGAUCUCUAUUAUAUUCUUUCAAAGCCUCACCACCUAUUCUGUAGGUUGUGUAUUUAUUUUGGAAGUGCUGUAAACCCUGUCAUCUAUGGCUUGAUGAAUUCACAAUUCAGUCAUGCAUACAAAAAACUCAUCAGCUGCAGACUUAAAAAAAUAAACCCUAACAUUCCACCCAUCACUGUAAUCCACUUAAGUACCCUCAUAACAAAACCCUCCACACAACUACGAGUCACUUUCCUGUCCACUCUGCCCAAAAACACAGACACAAACCUACCAAAUAACGAAUUACAUCAAACAUUAUGCUAAAACAACCAAAUUAGGUGAACAAACUUGAGUCAAAAUAUCAGCAGAUGUACAUUAUUUUAAUAAAUUAAUCUAAUUAAA
Molecule: messenger RNA, 1379 nt
Organism: Octopus bimaculoides (California two-spot octopus)
Lineage: Eukaryota; Metazoa; Mollusca; Cephalopoda; Octopoda; Octopodidae
Product: G protein-coupled receptor moody
Biological process (GO): G protein-coupled receptor signaling pathway
Cellular component (GO): membrane
Molecular function (GO): G protein-coupled receptor activity
Source: RefSeq, a predicted model, not a curated record